Molecule: messenger RNA, 1418 nt
Organism: Cheilinus undulatus (humphead wrasse)
Lineage: Eukaryota; Metazoa; Chordata; Actinopteri; Labriformes; Labridae
Product: adenosine kinase-like
Exons: 11
Coding region: 115-1188 (357 amino acids)
Biological process (GO): purine ribonucleoside salvage
Cellular component (GO): cytosol; nucleus
Molecular function (GO): adenosine kinase activity
Source: RefSeq, a predicted model, not a curated record
UCACCAUCAUCUGUGGGAAAGGAAGCUGCAGCCUCUCUCGCCUCUUCCCCAGCGGUGAGCAGCGGCUUCCCCUGGCUCCAACGGCUCUAACACAACCGCCUGUGAUUAAAAAAAAUGUCUGAGGAAGAACCAAACAUGUCGACAGGGAGGAAAAUAACAUUAAGUGAAAACACACUCUUUGGGAUGGGAAAUCCCUUGCUUGACAUUUCAGCUGUCGUGGACAAAGAUUUCCUUGACAAGUUUGGCCUGAAGCCUAAUGACCAGAUCCUUGCUGAAGACAAACACAAAGCCUUGUUUGAAGAAAUUGUCAAGAGAAGCAAAGUCGAGUACCAUGCUGGGGGUUCGACCCAGAACUCAGUGAAAAUCGCUCAGUGGAUGAUCCAGAAGCCCCACAAGGUUGCUACCUUCUUUGGCUGCAUCGGGACAGAUCACUUUGGGGAGAUCCUGAAGAAGAAGGCAGAGGAAGCACAUGUCGAUGCGCAUUACUACGAACAAAACGAGGAGCCGACUGGUACCUGUGCAGCCUGUAUCACUGGAGACAAUAGGUCCCUCGUUGCUAACCUGGCAGCGGCGAACUGCUACAAAAAGGAAAAACACCUGGACUUGGACAGCAACUGGGAGCUAGUGAAGAAAGCCAAGGUCUAUUAUAUUGCGGGGUUUUUCCUGACUGUGUCCCCAGAGUCGAUCCUGAAGGUGGCGAAGCACGCUUCAGAUAACAACAAAAUCUUCUGUAUGAACCUCUCAGCGCCUUUCAUCAGCCAGUUCUUUAAAGAGCCCUUGAUGCAGGUCAUGCCCUACGUCGACAUCUUGUUUGGCAACGAGACGGAGGCAGCUACAUUUGCCAAAGUGCUGGGCUUUGAGACAGAGGACAUUGCAGAGAUUGCAAACAGGACCCAAAACCUCCCCAAGGACAAUACAAAGAGGCAGCGAGUGGUGGUCUUCACCCAGGGCAAGGACGACACUGUUGCAACAGUUGGUGAGAAGGUGACCAUGUUCCCCGUCGUGGACAUCGACCAGAAUGACAUCGUGGACACUAACGGAGCAGGAGACGCCUUUGUUGGAGGAUUCCUCUCUGCAUUGGUCCAAGAGCACCCACUGGAGGAGUGCAUCCGGGCCGGACACUACGCCGCCAAUGUCAUCAUCAGACGGGUCGGAUGCACCUUCCCAGACAAGCCAGACUAUCAAUGAUCCAUCCGACUAUGCAUCUGUUGUCUUUUCCACAGGAUACUUGUAUAUGUAUGAUUCAGGAAUUUAUGUACAAUUUUUUUCUAUCUACAGUAACUGACUUCAUGAGACUUAAUGGUAAAGCUUGAAUAUUUAAUCAAACUCAGAUGUUUUAAUACAAUUCAAACACUGUACUGCAUUCAAAUAUUGGAAUUGGACUAUUGUAAUUAUAUAUGGGAGUAUUCUAAUGAAAA